AUGCAUCUUAUCUACCAUAACGUUUCCUCUUCUCGGUCAGGUUCUCCAGCCGACGGUGCAUUCACACGGCCUGUCGUCGCAGAGAAGAUCGCGCCCGCCCUCCACCCUCAGGGACCGCCGCCACCUGGGUCACAGGCUCCCCUGCUCCGGGCGCCCUUCAUUUCUUACUUCAAAACUGCCUCAUCAAAUCAGGAUAUAGGCCAACGGAGUGGGCCUUCGACAUGCCUCCCCGGUGCACCUGUGAACCAUGGGAUGUUCGAAGUUCCGUCGGCAGCGACGCCUUCCGGAUGCGGGUCUAGUCCGGAAAGAUUCGUAUUCUGUGCGCGUGGACGCGGUGAAGAUCAGACGGGCGCGGUGACCCAGCAUUUGAAACACGAGAAUGGGAGUUUCGCUCCUCCACGCGGAGCUCUUUCUCCGUCACACUAUCCAGGGUAUCACCGCAGUGCCUCCCCAAUGGGGGUUCCGGGCUCGCAGUGGAAUGGGGACAGGGGUUUAUCACAGAGGCCGUUCCUCAGUCAUCCCUCGACUCCACUCACGCGCACAGCCUCCCCAGACGUGUUGAGAUCACAGAUCAAGCGAAAUCCCGGGCAUCCAGAUGACGGUCUCCUAAGCCAGUCCUUUCCGCCGCAGGUGAACUUAUCACCGGCAAACCACUCUUUUUCACUGCAACAGUCGGCUUUUCCAACUCUCAAUGCGGGUGCAGGCAUUUGGCCGUUAACGUCAGCAGCUUCAGCUGCUCGGGCGGCGGCAGCGGCCUGCAAUAUGCAAGGCUAUCGCGCGUGUAUGCCCAUGGUCCGACAGCAGAGACUGGGUGGAGCAGACGUUACACAGUUCAACGCACUCGAAUCUUGCGCGUAUCUCUCAGCCAACUACAGCCGACCGGCUUCACCGUCGGUGCCUGUAACUGGAAGGACUGAAGGGUCAUACGCAUCUGCAGAAAACAUGCGUGUACUUUCACGCUGUGUUUCCAACUUGGCACGCUCAGGGGCACAGACUGCGGCUGCAGGUGCGAAGCCACAGCAAUCAGUGCUUGCCCCUGGGACAAUUCCUUUCGGAAGUUUCAAUGACCAAUUGCACCAACAGCAGGGAUAUUCACGGACCCCUUCCCCCGUGGUCCAGCAACCGGCGCAGCAGCACGCUCCAGCACUUCAGCCCUCUGGUCGGGCUGGCUUUCCUGCAGCAGACGUUUUCCGAGGCGCGGAUGGGAUUCGGGCUGAGAGAUCGUCUGUGGCUUCGUCGGACAGAAGUCAAAACAAUACGGGAGUCAGGGAUACGCGGCCACCCAGUCCCUCCAUUUCCCAGACAACAUACGCUGGGUAUCAGCACGAUAACCAUCCUCUUUCUCAUCCAUCAGAUCGCACGCUGCGCGGCGGACCUGCCGGAGUCAUGAACACUGCGUCGAGCGUGUUUCUUGACGGGCACGGUGGCGGUGCUGUAUCUCAUGGAGCACAGGGAACUGGCGGACAUUCGUACGGCGGUGCCUCUCAACUUCAACCACCCCCGACGAUAUGUCAAUCGGAGAUAUCACCCACGAAAACGGCAUUGCCGCUCUCGGGGGUGACACCGCCAGGCGACAGAGUGUGUGCAGGAGGCAAGGCAUCAUCUGCCAGCUCCCGGCGACCGAGGUCUGCCCCUCCGCCGAUGCUUCGCCCACAGCGGCAGAUACCGUCGUUGGUGCAACAGGUAGGAAACGACGCAUCUGGUCGUCCUUUUUCGGCAGGCGAUUCGGAGUCUCAAGGAGAAUCUGGCACCCGCGCGCGCACUGUGUAUGGAGGACCGUGGCAGUUGGGUGAGACCGCCGGUGCCUCUGUCCGCAGCGCGAGUGCCGACCCCAACGUUAUUAGCGGUAGGCAUGGGUUCGCACCUGCGACGACGGGAAUCGCUGGCAACGGUUCUGGGCGUUGUGAUCCCCUGAUGACAGAGCCAACGAAUUCCUGCUGCCCAUGUGGCACUGUACCAGCAUCUGUUAACUCAUGCUCUUUCACUUCGACGUCGCGGAAGCUGUCAGCUUUUCCUGUUGCAGUUUCUGCUGCUGUCGCGGCAGCUGCUGGCUACAGUUCCCGCACUCAAGGCCAGACCCCAGGCGUUGCGGACUGUCAUUCUGGGAUGUUGACUAAAACGCGUCUCGUGCUAACCAUGAAACAAUCAGCGGGUGAGUUAGGAGUCCCUCGGCCGUGUCAGCCAGCACGGAUGUGCUCAACGAAGUCGUUAGGGGAAACGGAGAAGCAGCCACACGCUCUUCCCAAAUUUGGAUCUUCUCUUACACAAACCCGUGAGUAUUCUGAUGCUGCACGGGCAAAUGGGUCGCCACAAAGUCGGUUGCCGGCGCCGGUGCCGACGACUCCAAUGUUACCCCAUGUAAACCCGCGGAACAGUCACCCUAUCCACGGACAGGGUCCUUCUCAACGUCAGGAAUCGACAACCCUAGGUGGGCAACAACUGCAUGAGGAGGGCAUGUCAUGGCAAGACAAGCUCCCCAGCUUGCCUCCGAAGAAGGCGGCCGAGCAGAAAUACGGAGACGGCGCUUCGAAGCGACAUGAGGUGGAGCAUACGUACGACCAGGGUAUGGCUCCUAUCCAUUCAAAUGCCAUAUCCAAUGCAGGCUCAAGCGAGUCAACGCAGUCAUCGGUGGAAAGACGCUGCUCGAGCCGCCGUCUCAGAUCUAGCCUCAGUAACGGUGAGUUGUGUACAGCUGAUACUCCAGGCGUGUGCUCAACGGCGGGGAGCCUACCGGGUCCAGGAGCUGUUGCUGCUGAUUCUUCGACGAUAUCCGCAUAUCCAGCGUCUCCCGAGCCUGACAGACAGAUGUCUGGGUCUGUCUCAUUCCGCAUUCGCGGUUCGAGUGACCCUGUCAACGGUGAAGUCGCGGCCGAUAAGAGCGCUCUCGUUUCUUCAAGAACAAGACCCACGCCAUUUCGAGCCCCAGCGAAGUCGCAUCCGACAGAAAUUGAAGUUCAAGCCGCAGUGACGAGCGGGCUGGCGCAGGCGUCGACUGACACAAACGAAAACUGUUCCGAUUCUGUCCAACGAUUCGAGACGAGGUGUCAUGCGGCACGUGAUCCGUGCGACUCCAGUUCGAUAACCACAGACAACACAUCUGUCGAAGAAGGUUCAGAUUCGAUGACGGUCGUCAGAGACCACCCUCCACAGCCCGCUCAGGGCCUAAGCGUGUCCGGCGGUCGCGGCGAUUUCUCACUAGCUAAUGAUGUGAACGAUGAUGAGACCCCACAACGGCAGGUGGAUUACAGGCAGGGCUCUCUACACAGCCAAUCAGAUGCGCUCGCAGAUAGCGGGCGGAGUGCCUUGGGUGGCAUGGCAGGACAAGUUCAGGCUGAAUACACACGGGAACGCCGGAAGGAUGAUGUUGGGGGGCAGGUGAUGAAGGAUAUUGCGCCUCUGCGAAACGUGUCCGGAGAUGGGCAGUCACCCUCUCAACACGAAACGCCGGAGCACGAUGACAUUAUUCCCUUACGGAGGUUUUUGUGGGAACCGGAAAAAGUGACUUGGAACGACCAGUCAUCCUUCACAGAAAAGCGCACUAAACACACUUCUGAAGAAUCACUAGUGAACUGUCAGUUGGAUGACUUCGAACUGGCAGAUUCGCGUUCUGGGGGUGAUGCCAGCCUUCUUGGGAGGGGCACUUACGGCGUUGUGAGAAAACUGAAGCAUAAGGCGACAGGGGAAGUUUUUGCCGUUAAAUCAAUCGAGAAAGAGAGCGUCGUUCGUGCAGGGAUGGUGAGCCAGGUGGAAUUUGAACUGCUGGUUCAGAAAGACCUCCUCCGACACCGAAACGUUCUGCGGUGCUUUGCCUGCGUCGAGGACGCUGAGCACGUUCAUCUUAUUCUUGAAUAUUGCAGCCGAGGAGAUCUGUACACCAAAGUUCGCUCUCAGACUCGGCGACGUUUAAGCGAGCGCGAAGCGUUCGUCUAUUUCUCUCAGCUCGUGAAUGGACUUCAUUACCUCCACGGCAAGGGCGUCAUGCACAGGGACUUGAAACUCGAAAAUCUGUUGUUAGACUCUAACAACGUUCUGAAGAUCGCGGAUCUGGGUUGGUGCGGCUCUGUCCUAGGAAAAACGAAAAAUUUCAACUUCUGUGGGACGCUUGAUUAUCUGGCACCCGAAAUGGUCAGAGGUGGAGGCCAUGAUUGGAGAGUUGAUCUCUGGGGAGCAGGCAUUCUCCUGUAUGAAAUGCUCGAUGGAAAGCCGCCAUUUCAAUCAACGCGGCAUCUCGAGCUGGUACAACAAGUUCUAAAAGCGGAAGUUACCAUCCCUCCACACAUAUCCCCCGACGCUGGAGACCUGAUUCUGCAGCUGCUUCGUUAUGAGCCGGAAAGUCGAAUUCCCCUCCACGGUGAGCAUGCCUGUUCGUUGAGAACUUUUCUCAUUUACCUCGGUUUCGGAUCCCUCUCCUCUGCGAUUUAUUGCCGACCCUCUACCCGAAAGGUAUACGUGUUAUGA
Messenger RNA from Besnoitia besnoiti, 4458 nucleotides. RefSeq names its product aurora kinase. Gene Ontology annotation, cellular component: chromosome passenger complex; spindle midzone; spindle pole centrosome. Lineage: Eukaryota; Apicomplexa; Conoidasida; Eucoccidiorida; Sarcocystidae. Gene Ontology annotation, molecular function: ATP binding; protein kinase activity. Gene Ontology annotation, biological process: mitotic spindle organization; regulation of cytokinesis; protein phosphorylation. Bases 1 to 4458 code for a protein of 1485 amino acids. The transcript is spliced from 3 exons. The record is from RefSeq and is a predicted model, not a curated record.